AUGGGGUGGUUGAUAGGCUCACUGACUGAAGAGGCUCUCAGAUCCUUUUAUGGUCUUCACACUUCCGGUGAGGUAUGGUUCUCUCUUGCUAAAAAGUACAAUCAUAUCUCUACAUCUAGGAAGAGUGACUUACAACGUCACUUACAUUCUACUGAUAAGGAAGGGAAACCUUUAGCUGAGUAUCUGAACACCAUUAAGCGGAUAUGUGACCAGCUUCACUCCAUAGGGUACUCUGUUCCAGAAAAUGAGAAAAUCUUUGGAGUUUUGCAUGGUCUAGGUCAGGAAUAUGAUUCUAUUGCCACGGUGAUUGAGAGUCAGAUGGAUACCUUUCCUAUGAGCUAUGAUGAUGUUGUGAUAAAACUCACCAACUUUGACGAUAAGAUACAUAAGUACGCUGGCUCAAAUGCUUCACCCCAUUUAGGCUUCACCUCCGACAGAGACUAUACCAAUCGUGGUCGAGGACAGUCUUGUGGUCGUGGUUAUCGUGGACGUGGAAACUACUCAACCAGAGGAAGAGGUUUUCAUCAACAAAUUUCCAAUGGUCAACCCUCAAACUCUGGUACACGACCUACAUGUCAAAUCUGCAACAAGUAUGGUCAUUCUGCUCACAAGUGUUACAAGAUGUUUGAUCAUUCUUACCAAGGUGAAGAGCUUCCUCAUGCGUUUGCUGCAAUGCGCAUUUCUGGUCCACCUGGUCAUGAAUGGACAGCUGAUUCUGGUGCUACCUCACAUAUCACAAACUCCACUGCUUAG
Messenger RNA from Camelina sativa (false flax), 753 nucleotides. The record is from RefSeq and is a predicted model, not a curated record. NCBI's taxonomy places the organism in Eukaryota, Viridiplantae, Streptophyta, Magnoliopsida, Brassicales, Brassicaceae.